GCUGAAACGUUUAAUUAUUAUAAAUGUUGGUUUUAACAAAAUUUUGCAUAGCCUUGUAUAUGUCGGUAAUAUUUUUAGUAAAUGCCACGGACUAUUGUGAUCCGAAAUUCUGUGAAAAUAAGAGUCAUACUUUGUGUAUUUUUAAGCAUGACGGUCCUGCUCCUAAUUGUUUGAACUAUGAAAGAUUCAUUAAAAGUGACAAAGAUAAGGAGGAAAUAGUUAACAAAAUUAACAGUCGAAGAAAUAAAGUUGCAUCUGGUGAUAUACGCUCGUUGCCAUCAGCAAGUAAUAUGAUGAAAGUGAAAUGGAAUGAAGAACUAGCAAUAUCAGCACAGCGUUGGGCUGACCAAUGUGAAAGCGGUCCGGAUUUAGCCGACUCGUGUAGAAAUUUAGAAAAUACUCCAGUGGGGCAAAACAUAGCUACACUUUAUGGUGAGGCAGCAGAUGUCAAACCGUCUACUCUGGUUGAUUUGUGGUACAUGGAGCUUUUGCAUAUAAAUCCUGCUAUAAUAUCUAACUACCAACCAUCAUCGGCAAGACAUUUAAAACGUCAUGACUAUUUCACACAAUUGGUUUGGAGCGAAACCACGGACGUAGGAUGUGGUGCGGUUAAGUUUCAGGAACGUUUUCCAGGGAACUUAAAUAAAAGUAGAACAGUUUACCGUUUGGUUUGUAACUUUAUGCCAUGUGGAAAUAUUGAAGGUAAACAUGUAUACAAUGAGGGACCUCCAUGUACUUCGUGUGGGCUGAAUGUUAAGUGUGAUUCGACUCAUAAAAAUUUAUGUGAGCAGCGAAAUGAAGUAUUUAAAAAUAGAAUAGAUACAGAAGAAACAAAUUAUAGACUUAUUUUAAACAAUACACAAAUAAACAAAUUAGAAAAUGCAACAAACGUGAAAAACAGUUCACUGAAUGAAGUAACUGAAUCAGAAACAGGUGUCGAUAGUGAUAUUACAUUGGAUUUAUUUUCCUAUUUAUUCAAUAUAAAUGAAAAUACAACAACUCCCCAUACUGAAAUUACAAGGUUAUGUAAAGAUGUAUUAUUUGUUGAUGAAUUUAUGGACAUACUAAGAAAGAAACUGAGUACAGAUAAUGUAUUGAAAGAAAUGUUAAUGUCUACUAAAACACCGCAAAGUGACAUGCAAUACUCUGAUGCGAAAGUAGAUGCAAUUGUUAGUAAAAUUUAUAGUCAAAAAACUACGCCUACAACUACAAAAUCAACAGUUAGUGAAAGUAUAAAUUCUACAUUGCUUGUGGAUCUAGUUGAAGCUGUAAUUUUUAGAAGUCGAGACAAAAUAUCAACAAUUGAAGAUGUCUCUUUACUAUCAGAUGCAUCAAUUGAUGCUAGAACAGUUCAAAUGCAAGCAGAAUUAGCUGAAACGCGACAAAAUCAAGAAUUUACUGGUCACUAUUUCUUUCCUGAAGAAGAAGAACACGAAGAAAAUGUUAAAGAACACACAGAACCUUACUAUGAUUCUUCUGUCGUACCAAUAUCGGAAAUAGAACUAGAAAUUGAAGAAUUAAAGAGAAACAGGGGAACAAAAGAUUUUAUCGAUGACAUCCUAGAGACUGAUCUCUAUACAGAAAGAACGACACAAAACAAUAUUAUGACCUUUGAUGAUAAUAAAGAAUCUGCAAGAUUGAUAAAUAAUAAUAAUGAAGACGCAAUUAACCUCUGGAAACAACCCAACGACUAUGAUCCCGGAUCAGCUACAAAAUCUAAAAGAGAAGUGAAAGCGAAUGCGAAGAUAAAAUUCCAUAAGAAAAGCUUAAGAAACAAUGAUGAUGUGUUGAUAAACUAUAACGAACUUAUAAAAAUCUUAGCAUGGGAUUUAAAAGAUUUAAAGUUGAAUGAGAAAUUUCACUGCAGUUGUAAUUUAGGUUCGACCUUUACUUUCACUCGUUUAUUCAUGAUCCUGUUAAUUGCAAUAAUGAACUUAAAUUAAACGUCAU
Molecule: messenger RNA, 1950 nt
Organism: Colias croceus (clouded yellow)
Lineage: Eukaryota; Metazoa; Arthropoda; Insecta; Lepidoptera; Pieridae
Product: cell wall protein PRY3-like
Exons: 9
Coding region: 24-1943 (639 amino acids)
Source: RefSeq, a predicted model, not a curated record